ACGGCGGGAGUGAAGUCGGCGGGACCGACCGCUGUACUUCAUCUCCCGGCGGGCCGAGCGCUGAAGGCGGUGGCGCGGCGCCUUUGUGGAAGCUGUGGCAUCGCGCGGAGGAAGUUCCGGUUUCCGCGGCGUUGGGUCGGUGGUGGCUGCUGAGAAGAAGGAGGAGCGGGCCUUGGGGGCUGCGCGGCCUCGGUACUGCUAUAACCAGUGUUUGUUAGAACAAGAAUCUACUUAUUGGGGUCUCUUGACAUAGAAAGAAAUGUGGGGGGAUUCUCGAUCUGCUAACAGAAGAGGACCUUUUCGUGGGAGCCAAGAAGAAAGGUUUGCUCCCGGGUGGAACAGGGAUUAUCCUCCUCCUCCCCUUAAGAGUCAUGCUCAAGAGAGACACUCUGGCAACUUUCCUGGCAGAGAUUCACUUCCCUUUGAUUUCCAGGGACAUUCGGGGCCUCCCUUUGCAAAUGUAGAGGAGCGUUCUUUCAGCUAUGGAGCUAGAGAUGGACCACAUGGUGACUAUCGAGGAGGGGAGGGACCUGGACAUGAUUUCAGGGGAGGAGAUUUUUCAUCUUCUGAUUUUCAGAGUAGGGAUUCAUCACAGUUGGACUUCAGGGGUAGGGACAUACAUUCUGGGGAUUUUCGGGAUAGAGAAGGACCACCUAUGGACUAUAGGGGUGGGGAUGGUACUUCUAUGGAUUAUAGAGGUAGAGAGACAUCUCACAUGAACUAUAGAGACAGGGAUACUCACACUGUUGACUUCAGAGGUAGGGAUACUCCUUCAUCUGACUUCAGGGGCCGGGGCACUUAUGAUUUAGAUUUUAGAGGUCGGGAUGGAUCCCAUAUAGAUUUUAGGGGGAGGGAUUUAUCAGAUUUGGAUUUCAGGGCCAGAGAUCAUGCCCGUUCUGAUUUUAGGAAUAGAGAUUUAUCAGAUUUGGACUUCAGGGACAAAGAUGGAACACAGGUAGACUUUAGAGGCCGAGGUUCAGGUACUACUGAUCUAGACUUUAGGGACAGGGAUAUACCACAUUCAGAUUUCAGAGGUAGACACCAAUCCAGAACUGAUCAGGAUUUUAGGGGUAGAGAAAUGGGACCUUGUAUGGAAUUUAAAGAUAGGGAGAUGCCCCCUGUGGAUCCAAAUAUUUUGUAUUACAUUCAGCCCUCUACACAAGUUAGAGAACAUGCUGGUAUGAAUGUGAACAAGAGAGAAGACUCCACAUAUGAUGAUACCAGAGAAAGACCUGCUUUUGUGAUUCAGAAAGGAGAGUUCAAGUAUUCAGAAACAAGAGAAGGAGAUACAGAAGUUGUAGCCUUUGAGGGUGAGGGUGAGUCUCCAUCAGACUUUCAGAACAACCAAAGUCCAAUUCAAGACCAAGAUGAGCCACAGCUUUCUGGAGGUAAACAACAGAAUUCAGAUGCUAGUAUGUUUAAAGAAGAAGGUGGUCUGGACUUUCUUGGCCAGCAAGAUACUGAUUAUAGAAGCAUGGAGUACCGUGAUGUGGAUCACAGGCUGCCAGGAAGCCAGAUAUUUGGCUAUGGCCAGAGCAAGUCUUUUCCAGAGGGCGAAACUGCCCGAGAUGCCCAACAGGACCUUCAGGAUCAAGAUUAUAGAACUGGCCCAAGUGAGGAGAAACCCACGAGGCUUAUUCAAUUAAGUGGGGUGCCUGAAAAUGUUACAAAAGAAGAGAUUCUUAAUGCCUUUCAGACUCCUGAUGGCACGCCUGUAAAGAACUUGGAGUUGAAGGAACGUAACACAGGUUACGACUAUGGCUAUGUCUGCGUGGAGUUUUCACUCUUGGAAGAUGCCAUCGGAUGCAUGGAGGCCAACCAGGGAACUCUGAUGAUCCAUGACAAAGAGGUUACUCUUAAGUAUGUACCAAGCCUGGAUUUUUGGUACUGCAAACGAACGGAGCCUCAAGCUGUCCCCCUGGCUUCUAGAGAUUCUGUUUGUGUUCCCUUAGCAACAGAGACCAAGCAAGAAUUAAUAACCUACCCUCAGCCUCAGAAAACAUCCAUACCAGCAUCAUUGGAAAAACAGUCCAGUCAGCCCCUAAGACCAGCUGAUAAGGAACCUGAACCUAGGAAGAGGGAAGAAGGACAAGAAUCACGCUUGGGACAUCAGAAGAGAGAAACAGAAAGGUAUCAGCCUCCUCGAAGAGAAGGGCUCACCUUCCGAAGAGACCGAGAGAAGGAGCUGUGGUCUGGAGAGACACGCCAGGAUGCAGAGAGCAAAACAAUCAUGCUAAAACGCAUUUAUCGUUCCACUCCUCCUGAAGUAAUAGUGGAAGUCCUAGAGCCCUAUGUCCACCUUACUACUGCUAAUGUCCGUAUCAUCAAGAACAGAACAGGCCCUAUGGGCCACACCUAUGGCUUUAUUGACCUCGACUCCCAUGCGGAAGCUCUUCGUGUGGUGAAGAUCUUGCAGAACCUCGAUCCACCAUUUAGCAUUGAUGGAAAAAUGGUAGCUGUAAACCUGGCCACUGGAAAACGAAGAAAUGAUUCUGGGGAUCAUUCUGACCACAUGCAUUACUAUCAGGGUAAAAAAUAUUUCCGGGAUAGGAGGGGAGGUGGCAGAAAUUCAGACUGGUCAUCAGAUACAAAUCGACAAGGGCAACAAUCGUCAUCUGACUGUUACAUAUAUGAUUCUGCUACUGGCUACUACUAUGAUCCCUUGGCAGGAACUUAUUAUGACCCCAAUACCCAGCAAGAAGUCUAUGUGCCCCAGGACCCUGGGUCACCUGAAGAAGAAGAGAUCAAGGAAAAGAAACCCACCAGUCAAGGAAAGUUAAGUAGCAAGAAGGAUACCCCUAAAAGAGACAGCAAGGAGAAAAAAGACAGGGGAAUGACACGGUUUCAGGAAAAUACCAAUGAAGGGAAGGCCCCCCCAGAGGACGUCUUUAAGAAGCCCCUGCCUCCUAUUGUGAAGAAGGAAGAGAGUCCUCCUCCACCUAAGGUGGUAAACCCAUUAAUUGGCCUCCUGGGUGAAUAUGGAGGAGACAGUGACUAUGAAGAAGAGGAGGAGGAACAGACCCCUCCCCCACAGCCUCGAACAAUACAGCCCCAGCAGCGGGAAGAGCUGACCAAGAAGGAGAAUGAAGAAGACAGACUCACUGACUGGAAUAAACUGGCUUGUCUGCUCUGCAGGAGGCAGUUUCCCAAUAAAGAAGUUCUAAUCAAACAUCAGCAGCUGUCAGACCUACACAAGCAAAACCUGGAAAUCCACCGGAAGAUAAAACAAUCUGAACAGGAGCUAGCCUAUCUGGAGAGGAGAGAACGAGAGGGAAGAUUUAAAGAAAGAGGAAAUGAUCGCAAGGAAAAGCUCCAAUCUUUUGACUCUCCAGAAAGGAAAAGGAUUAAAUACUCCAAGGAAACUGACAGGUUGGUCCAGAAAUACUUGUGGUCAAAGACCAGCCCUGAGGCUAAUGAAUUCAUAGGACUCACUUCAUUGUUGGUCUCUGUUUUGCAGACUGAAGGCCGGGUGAGGGGCUCCAGCCUUGGGACCCCAGGAAGAACCAGCAAGAGACAGUCCAAUGAGACAUACCGAGAUGCUGUUCGAAGAGUCAUGUUUGCUCGGUAUAAAGAACUCGAUUAAGAAUAGAGAUAAUUCCUCCAGGACACACCUCUUCUUGUUUUGUCUGUCUGUCUCUCCCUUUUGUUUUGUUACUGUUCUUGCUGCUAGAACUUUUUUAAAUAAACUGUUUUUCAACGUGA
Messenger RNA from Otolemur garnettii (small-eared galago), 3702 nucleotides. It is a transcript of the gene RBM6, whose product is annotated as RNA binding motif protein 6. The record is from RefSeq and is a predicted model, not a curated record. Gene Ontology annotation, molecular function: RNA binding. Lineage: Eukaryota; Metazoa; Chordata; Mammalia; Primates; Galagidae. Bases 260 to 3583 code for a protein of 1107 amino acids. The transcript is spliced from 20 exons. Gene Ontology annotation, cellular component: nucleus. Gene Ontology annotation, biological process: mRNA splicing, via spliceosome.